This is a messenger RNA of Chelonus insularis, 1740 nucleotides long. RefSeq names its product RNA-binding protein cabeza-like. Gene Ontology annotation, biological process: regulation of DNA-templated transcription. The record is from RefSeq and is a predicted model, not a curated record. The transcript is spliced from 8 exons. Gene Ontology annotation, molecular function: RNA binding; transcription coregulator activity. Gene Ontology annotation, cellular component: nucleus. Bases 143 to 1432 code for a protein of 429 amino acids. NCBI's taxonomy places the organism in Eukaryota, Metazoa, Arthropoda, Insecta, Hymenoptera, Braconidae.
AUUUCCGUUCACAUGAAACCGUGCGCAUGAUCUAUCCUCAGACCCAAGCCAGUCGUGUUGUUGACGCCAUCGCAACAGUGAUUAGUUCCCGCCAUUACGCGGGUUAUUUUACAUUUUAGUGAUUACUUUAUCCACCGUAAUCAUGACCGAUAGCCAGUACGCAAGCUAUCAACAGCAAAACUACAGCCAGUACAGUCAACCGCCACCCAGUGGCGACCAGGAUACAUCCUACCCUCCACCAUCAAGCGGUAGUGGUAGCUAUAGUCAGUACAGCCAGCCUCCACCCAACAGCGGAAGUUACGGGAGUUACAACUAUAAUAGUAGUAAUUCAUCAGAUUAUAAUCCAUCCCAGGGCCAAGGAAGUUACAAUCAGGGUAGUUUCGGAGCCAGUUCUGGUAAUCAGAACAGCAGUGGUGGUAAUAAUUACGGAAGCAGUUACGGAAGCAGUGGAGGUAGCGGAUAUCGAGGAAGCUCUAGUGGAUACGGAGGUCAAGGAGGAAGUGGUGGUAGAUACGGGAGUGACCGUAGUAACUACAACGAUCGCUCAAGUGGCAGUGGAGGUGGUGGUGGAUACAACAGUGGCGGUGGCCGUGGUGGUUAUAACAAAGGAGGCUACGGUGAUUCCAAUGGGAGCCACGACAGGAUGGUCGUUCAAGAGGAUACCAUUUUUGUCUCAGGCAUGGAUUCAGCAAUCACUGAAGAAGAAAUUUGCCAGCAUUUCGGAGCUAUCGGACUUAUUAAAAAUGAUAAACGUUCGGGCAAACCAAAAGUUUGGAUGUACAAAGAUAAAAAUACUGGAAAAUUCAAAGGUGAAGCUACAGUGACUUAUGAUGAUCAAAACGCCGCACGCUCUGCUAUUGACUGGUUCGAUGGUAAAAGCUUUAAAGGUUGCACAAUAAAAGUCCAAAUAGCUCAACAUAAAAGUAGCUGGCAAGGAAGCCGUGGAGGAAGCGGACGAGGAGGUAGUGGUGGCGGUGGUGGACGCGGACGUGGUGGUAGCAGCUACGGAGGACGAGGUGACCGAGAUGAUCAUCAUCGCAGUGAUGAUCGCCGUGAUGGACAUGGCGGAGGUGGCGGCGGCGGAGGAGGCCGUGGUGGUGAUUGGAGAUGUCCUAACCCUGAUUGUGGAAACACUAACUUUGCUUGGCGUAAUGAAUGUAAUCUUUGCAAGAGUUCGAAACCAGAAGGAGCUGGAUCCGGAGGUGGUGGAGGAGGUGGAAGAGGAGGAAGUAGAGGUGGCGACCGUGGAGGCCGAGGAGGUGGUUAUAGGGGUGAUCGAGGAGGAAGAGGUGAUAGAGGAGGCCGUGGUGGCGGUGGAUUCCGAAGUGGUGACAGAAGUGGAGGUGGAGGCGGAGGUCGAGGUCGAGGAGGUCCAAUGCGAGGAGGUGGCGGACGUGGAGACAGAGACCGCGAUCGUCAGAGACCUUAUUAAUAAUCGAUGGACGAAAAAUACGCUUUGUUUAUCAUCGUAUACAAUAAUCAUCUUGCGUAUUUAUUCAAUUCUCAUUGUAAAAUCUUGUACAAAUUUUGUACAACAUUUUUUAAUUCAAUAAGAUAUUUCGAUAUUCAUGUAUAUCAUAACUUUUGUUUAUCAGAAUCACACGUAAAAAUCAUCCAAGCAAUGACAUGUUAAUUUUUCAUGCUCUUCUACGAGUGUAAUGUAUAUGUAAAGCUAGGUUUUAAUAAUCAUAAAUUACUUUUAGUUGAUACUUCUAAUAAAUAAAUAAACAACAAUAAGUA